GCUCGAGUAAGGCACCCCCUCCUUUUGCAGUAGGCUGGUACCGAGAAAUUCAUGCAAAGAUAGUGAAUCAAUGGAGCGCACCCAAAAUUGUUUGGAGGUCGACAUUGGAAAUCUCCAGCAUCAGCUCAAAUCACAGAAGAACAACUCUGAAUGUCUUCGAGAAGAAAUCGCAAGGUUGAAGAAAGAGUAUGUCAUGAAGUGCAUUGAGGCUGCAGCGACGGAAUGUGUCGAUAGGCACCUGCAUAUGCAGCAAAAUGAAAUCAUCCGGGUUUUGAAGGAAGAGAAGGAAAACACAAUGAGGUUGUGCAAAGCAAAGAACGAGGAGUUGCACAGUGUGAGGAAACACAACGAAAGGAUUCCUGUUGAGCAAGAAUUGAGCGCCGCACGUGGUCAGAUUCGUCAAAUGGGAUUGGAGAUCCAACGGUUCAAACAGGAGAGUGCAAAAUUGCAAUUGGAGGUCCAACGGUCCAAAGAGGAGAAUGCGGAAUUGCAAUCGGGGAUGCGACGGUUCAAACGGGAGAAUGUGGAGUUACAGUUGGGGAUCCAAUCAUUCAAACAGGAGAAUGAAGAACUGCAUCUGCGCCUUGAUUACUUACAAGAGCAGAUGAAGGCAGGGAAACUAGUGGAGCGUGCUUUGGAGUCGAGAAGUAGUGAGAGAGUGGAAGACGCCGAUGGCGUUGGGGCACCGAGCAGCAAGGAAGUGGCUGAUCCAUUGGGGAAAAUACUGCUUCAAAGACUGCGAGAGGUAGAAGAGGAGAAAGAGCGUAAAGAGGAAGCGUUGCAAACUCUUAAUGAGGAGUUAAAUUAUGAAAGGGCAAGGCAGACAGAGGUUAUGAGGGAGAAACGUGAGCUCAGCAAUCAGCUAAUGAGAGUAGGAGAGAAGUUACGAGCCAAAAACUUACAAUGGGAAGAGCUGCAAAUGGAGAAUGACAAACUUUGCAAGUUGUUGCAGAGGAAAUAUUUAUCACCACUCAGGGAUCGUGGGCCCAAACAAAUGUGUCCCACUUUCACAACAGCACAGAUCCCAGUUGCCGCCGCCAAGCUAGAUGCCGGAUUGGGGAACAUGACUUGGCCACAUAAGAAUCCUAAUCUAUUCUCGGCACUUAUCUCAGCUCAUCGCCAGAACAUGGCGAAAGAACAGAAUGGCGCCAGGGUCUUGCACACCAGAAGUUGCAGACAUCCAGAGGUUCAAGCAAUGAUUCCUCCUCUGCCGGCUGGCUCUGUUGAUAUUAAGAAGCCAUGCCAAUCCGGGUCUGUCGAUGGAUGCCACGGAAGUCCCCCUGAGCAGCAUAAUACCCUUGAUCUGGCCAGAGCAGGGCAAGAUCACAAUGCGCCGAAUUCCACAGGAGUUAGUCAUAGUUGUGUAGUUAAUGACAAGAACAAAAGCAACAGGAAGGGAAACGAAGAAGAUGGUGGAGAGCCAGCCAUCGCCGAAGAAAGCAGGGACGGCAAGUGUAAUGGCGGAGGGGAGUCCACGUGGACAGGAGCAGAGAAGGGCACGGGAACGAGGGACAUUGCCCAGGGAGGAUGUGCUCCCAAUGUUAGUGUAGCUGGGAAUCAGGACAUAGGCACUUCAACGGCAGUUGUGGAAGAUGUUCCGCAGGACAGGGCUGAGGAAGCCGUGACAGGGGAUCGGAUGUGGUAUGAGCUGCAGACUAAGGGCAAUCAGGCAAAAUGCGUUUCCAAUGUCAGCUUAACUGGGCUGCAAAACUUGGGCACUGCUGCUGCAGCUGGGGAAGACAGCCUGCAGGACCGAGCUGAGGAAGCAGUGACAGUAUGUCAGGUGCAGCAGUAUUAUGAGACCAAAGCCAAAGGAACUGUAGUCGCGGAUGGUGGUCGGCCAAGAAGUGCUUCCAAUGUCAGCUCGGCUUGUCACCAGGACUUCUGCACUAUGGAAGAUGGUUGGCAGGACAGAGCGGAGGAAACAGUGGCAGAGAUGCAAUAUGAGACCGAAGCCAUCAUAACCGGGGGUUCAGCUGCAUGUCAGGAUGUGACUGAGUGUCAUGACGUGCAUGCUUCACAUGCAGUUGUUGAGAGGGUUCUGGCUAAUGAAGCUGAGCGAGCUCCGGGCAAUCAGGGUGAGUGUGCAUCCAAGUCCAAAUUAUUUGGACAACAGGACUGGAAACGUGGUCCCACGGAGGAACAGACUGUGGGUCAUGAUGUCAGAGGAACACUGACAGGGAAUCAGGCACGGCAUGAGUUGGGGGUCGGACCAGCCAGGCAUCAGGUUCUGGGUGCUUCAACUGCACAAGCUGAAGGAAUGCCGACGACUUACAUGGAAGCGGACUUGGGCAUGCUUUUGAGGGAAACCGAAAGGCUGGAAGAAGACAUUGAAGGUCAUGGUAAAUGGGAUGAGCACGGAAGCAGGAAGGGCGAGGCUCAGCGUCAGGAGAAUGAAGAGGAGGGACCCAAGGAGAAAGUGGAGGAUGAGAAAAAUGAAGAGGAGAGUGUGGCUGAAUGGUUCACUCAUGAAACUGUCAACAAACAGAACAGGAGUUCGGAUCCUGAUGGAAUCAGAAAAGAAGAGAGUCACAGCAUGCAGGACACAAAAGAUAGGUAUCUGAGGAAAGGAAGGGAGGGAGAAGAAGCAAAGGAAGACGGCAAAUCGCAAUUGAGCUGCAGGGGGGGAGAUGAGCAAGACAAUGGGCAGCACAAGGAUGGGGAAGUUAAUGGUCCUCAGGACGGGGAGAGGAGGGAGUUGGAAAAGAAGCUGGAUAUCCAGAGGACUGAGAAUGAGGAUGAUGCCAAGAUCCAACAGAACAAGGAAAACGAUCCUACAUCCUACGGAGAAAGGCAAGAUGUGGAGGACACAAAAAGGGAUAGGCAUCUGAGGAAACGAAAGAAGGAACCAGCAGAGGAGGAAGAGGAAGAAUGGCAGCUACACCCCAGGAGGAAGGUGGUGGAGGAAUAUAGUGGGCAGCCGAACAACAAAGCUAAUGAUCGUGAGAACGAGAGGAGGGAGAGGGAGACGAGCACAGGUACACCGAAGGGUGACGAUGAGGAUGACAAUAUGAAGAGACAAAAGAAGGAAUACAACCAUCCAUCUUGCCUAGACAUCAAGAGGACACAGCAUAAUGAAGAACAUGGAGAAACUGUGGCACACAGCCAGCUGGAUGAAGCUCAAUGGCUCAACGAUCACGAGGAAAGUAGUAAGAGGCAUGAGGCCGAUUGCGAUGAGGAUCAUCAACGGGCCAUGGGGUGUUGUGGGAAUGAAUUUCAGGUUGCCGAUGGCAUAGAUGACAAAAAGCACGAGAGCCGUUUUGACAGCGUCAGAAGCUUGCAACCUACUGACAGCCGAACCAGCAACUGCAGAACUGGCGGGCAUGAAAGGAGAGAGGAUGCGACAGAUGCGAAUGAAUCCCGGACAACAAUUCAUGCUAAUGGACAUCAACGGGCAGAACAUCAUGGGUUCCCAGGACCAGAAUAUGAGGAAUGUAGCAGUGGCCAGGAAAUCUCCAAGAUUGUCACCAUCGCGUGUAUUGCAACCACAGACGUUGACGAAAAGGGUAAUUCUUCUUUUAUGGACUUCAAAUUAGAAGAGGGGCGAGCAUGUUGGAGGGAUGCGGGUCACGCUGACAAAAUGGAAACUCCCGAGAGUGAACCAUCUCCCGCGGUAGACGCGUUUUUUUUAAGUGUUGGCGGAUCCCAGAAGGCCACCAAUGCAUGUCAGAUGAGAACGUCUACCGAUGAUCAGGAGGGGUGCUGUGACCAGGCUUUGACAGAAGGAGGGGAGAUGGUGGACGGAUCGCAGAGACAUGUCAAUCGGACUCCAUCCAACCCACCCGACCCACACACUCGAUAUGACUCGAGUAGAGGGAGGGAGUUGCGCAAUAAUAAUAACUUUGUGCAGGGAAGAACAGCAGGUACUGUGCAGCUGAAGCAUGGAACUGCAGACAGUGAAGCAGAGUAUUCUGUCGAUGUUUGUGCGGUCAGCACCUGGAGGAACCAUUUCGAGAGUGACGGUGUAUUGCAUGCUAGGACGAGUGCCGAUGAUCAGGUGGAAUGUUCCCGGUUUCAGUGUUCAGCAGAUGGUGGUCUAGUGCAGGAAAAGACAGCAGCAGGUGUGCAAUCUCAGCACAAAACAAAAGAUAGCAAGGUAAUGGAAGAGAGCAAGGCAGAGUGUCUUGAUGAGGCACAAGAGUGUUCUGUUGAUGUUUGUGAAGUUGGUGGUUGGCCAAACCACCGUGAGAGUGAGGGCACACUGCAUGACAGGACGUCUGGCGAUGCUGGGGGUGAAUGUUCCCGGCAUCAAUGUAUAACUGAAGGGACAGAGAUUGUUUGCGAAUCGCUUAGAGAUGCGGCGACAGCAGCUGACAAUGAUGCUGGCGCAGCCGAGGAAAACAGGGCAGCAGGUGUGCAGUCUCAGAACAAAGUGGAAGACAACAGCGCAAUCAAAGAGCGCAAAGCAGAGUGUCCUCAUGGAGCACACAAGGAUGGAAGGCGACAUCAAGGGAGCAAAGCACGCUCUGCAACACCCGAUUUGCACACGGCUCAAGGAAAUACAGUGGCAGGACGAAGAGCCUUCAUCGCAGGAGAGCUGAGAGACGAACUCGACAAAGCAGCAACACCCGAGCCUGGGGCACAGAGGGCCCAACAACAUCAUCCCGUUGAAAGACGCAUCGACUUUGGCACAAAGCCAUCUUCUUACAGGGUAGCUGAGGAAACGGUCCAUUGUGACAUGCACAGAACACAAUCGGAUUCUCCCCUGGAGGGGCGGACCGACAAUGGACGCCGACAGGUCCGAAAAGCUGCAGAGGUAAGUCGAAGAAAGUCGGCCAUAGUUUUGGUUUGUGAGCGAAACCCAGGUAAGGGUUUUUUUAGACCCGGAGGAAGUGUAAGAAAAAGGAGGAGAUCAGCAUCCGUCGCAAUGGAUGAUCAGCAUACCACGGCAGCAGAAAGUGCCUUCCGUACGUCCAACAAGUAUGGCCAAAUGGAGCACGCAAACCUUGAUGAAUCUAUUGCAAGCGGAGAAGUAUCAAAUAAGAAGACGUGUAAAAAGGAAUCCUUGAGAACGAGGAGUGAGAAGCCCUGUGAGUCUGGGCAGCCUGCACUUGCUGACGAAAGGUGUUUGCCUUCGGAGAAGGAAGGCGGUGCGGGUCAGCCGAGGUUGUCGAGAAGAAAGACACUGUCUGCAUUCCAGAACGUGAACAGCUCGUUUGAUGAAGAUGUCCAUGAAAGACAAUCACAUAGAAGAAAAAGUGUGAGUAUCGUCAACGGCGGAAAGAGGCAUAAACAAGGGCUGCCACGUCCUCCUUCCGAUCCACGGCUGCUGUUACCGUCUGCUGUAUUGUCAGGAAAGUCGAUCACUAGCUUACCAUCACUGCCAUGCAGGCCCACCCGUUCAGGCAUAUCAGAGCGCAAAGGGGCAACCUCAUACUCCCAAGGCAAGUCACAGCGGACCUCACUCACUACCCUGUUUCGGAAUGCUUUCAUUAUACCCAAAGUGAAAACUGUUACUAGCUGAAAACUGUGCAAGUGCUUGGAACCUAUUUGAGCGUCGUUUCGCCCCAAUAUAGUUUUAGAUACAGCACAACAUAUUCGCAAGGUGCCGCGUUAUAAAAAAAUGAAAAAAUGCUCUGAAGGAAUUGUUACAAACGAUAUUCCAGACUGCUUGGUGAUAAUGAAUGCAAAUCAGAAUU
Messenger RNA from Chara braunii, 5639 nucleotides. The record is from the annotation of a GenBank genome assembly. NCBI's taxonomy places the organism in Eukaryota, Viridiplantae, Streptophyta, Charophyceae, Charales, Characeae.